Molecule: messenger RNA, 1094 nt
Organism: Oppiella nova
Lineage: Eukaryota; Metazoa; Arthropoda; Arachnida; Sarcoptiformes; Oppiidae
Source: the annotation of a GenBank genome assembly
UGAAGACUCCUUUGGGGUACUUCCCGAUCACCACUUUUAGGGGUUAUGUGUUUUGCUACUGUUUGGCACUGUUUUAUGGAUUCAAACAAUUGGUUGCGAUUAUCACAGAAUUACUGUCCAAAAGGAGCAAUGUAUUCAAAAUCAAACCACGACCUCAACCACCGGAAUGCCUGUUAGACAAGCGAUUGGGUCAACACAACUUUAUCCGCACAAAAAAUCUAAGACUGCAUUACGUAUCAAAUGGUGAUCGGAGUAAACCAUUGAUGCUAUUCCUUCACGGAUAUCCCGAAGUGUGGUAUUCCUGGAGAUACCAAUUGCCAGUAUUCGCCAAAAACUACUUUACGGUCGCACUCGAUAUGAGAGGUUAUGGAGAUUCAGACAAACCUAAAGGAGUACAAAACUAUUCAAUGGAUAAACUGGUGGACGAUGUAAGGGAUGUGGUGCACGGGUUAGGCAAACAAAAGUGUAUUCUCGUGAGCCAUGACUGGGGCGGUGUAGUGGCCUGGUCUGUGGCCGCCCAGUACCCGGACUUAGUGGACAGGCUUGUCGUAUGCAACGCACCCACUCGAUGGGCAUGGAUGGAGACCAUUGAAAACGAUUGGCAACAGUUUCAUAAAUCUUGGUAUGUGUUCUUCUUUAACCUCCCGUUCCUCCCGGAGUUAUUGCAAUCACGAAAUGAUUUGCAAAGAUUUGACUUAAUGUUUGGCAAGUUUGGCAAUAAAGAGGAUACAGAAGCGUAUAAGUAUUACUACAGCAAACCGGGUGCCCUGAGUGCGCCCAUCAACUACUACAGGGCCACUCAACGCGGUUACGCCACUCGAUACCUGUUGGCCAUGAAGAACAAGCGCAUCACUGCACCGACACUUGUACUCUGGGGUAGGGAUGAUAUUGCGCUCAAUGAAGGUCUGGCCGCCGAGAGUUGCAAGUCCUGCGACAACUACACCAUCAAAAUGAUCGACAAGUGCUCCCAUUGGACGCCAAUCGAUAAACCAGAUUUGGUUAACAAAUAUAUUACAGAGUUUUUGGAGACUAAUUAAAAUAUGCCAAUAAUUAUCCCACGUCUCGACUAUACCUCAUUUGAGAUCCCUGUGCAC